Molecule: messenger RNA, 1035 nt
Organism: Adineta ricciae
Lineage: Eukaryota; Metazoa; Rotifera; Eurotatoria; Adinetida; Adinetidae
Source: the annotation of a GenBank genome assembly
AUGGCUUUUUGGAGCCGUCAAAAGGAUUCCGAUUUCUUUGAAAUAGCUGAACUUAUCAUCAGUGGUGUUUUCCCCAUUGCUCUCAUUGUCGUUGGUACCAUUGGCAAUGUUUUAUCAGCUAUCAUCUUGCUCAAUAAACAAAAUCGACAAACAUCAACGAACAUAUAUUUGAUAUUUCUAUGCUGCGUCGAUACCCUUUCACUCUAUCAAUGGAAUUUACGUGAUGCUGCAUACGAGUUCACUGAUGGAAGACAACAAAUCAGUAAUCAAUCAGUAUUCUUAUGCAUAUGUCAGCAGUUUUUAGCGUUCUAUACUUUGCAUGCAUCGGCUAUGUUUCUUACUUUAGUUGCACUCGAUCGUGCUUGCCUUCUGUGGAGCCGUUGGUAUAAGCAGAAGAUAGCGCGAGCACGAGUUGCAGUCAUGAUUGGCAUUGUCAUAUUCAUACUCUUGUUUGGUAUCAAUGGAUUUCUAUUUGGAUUAGGAUAUGAAUAUAGUUAUUACGACAACACCACUGCCACAUAUGUCACAAUAGUGACAUGUUCGUCGUCAACGAAUCCCAACAUAACUCAGUUUUUCUACAAUGUGUAUCCAUGGAUUCAUCUGGUCAUUAUGUAUCUUCUUCCAUUCACUCUGAUGAUUUUUUGCACAAUAAUCAGUGCCCGAAAACUCAUCGUUCGACAAACAUCCGUUAAUCAACAAAUUACAACCAAUGCUCAACGAAAUCGUCGUAUUUCAAUCAUGCUAUUGCUCAUGUGUUUCACAUAUAUCAUACUUACCCUACCCAAUCGUCUUUGUUUUUCAGUCUUUGUAACUGAAUUAAUUGGUCAUGACUAUAGCGAUACGGUAUUUCUAUUAUCCAAUACAUUGAUGUACACGAGAAGUGCACUAAACGUGUUCUUUCUUUAUAUAUCGGUGUAUGGAUUUCAACGUGAUGUUCGUCGAUUAUUUUCUAAAUGUUAUGGGUGGACAGGUAAUCGAGUAGCUCCACGGCAAGGUAUUAUGGAAGAGCAAAUUGGGACCAUUAUUAGACUGUGA